Molecule: messenger RNA, 780 nt
Organism: Cornus florida
Lineage: Eukaryota; Viridiplantae; Streptophyta; Magnoliopsida; Cornales; Cornaceae
Exons: 1
Coding region: 1-780 (259 amino acids)
Molecular function (GO): RNA-DNA hybrid ribonuclease activity; nucleic acid binding
Source: RefSeq, a predicted model, not a curated record
AUGGCCCAUCGCGUCUAUUUGAUCACAAAGUGCGACCCGUAUAGACACCUCCUCUCUAAGCCAAUCAUCUCAGGAAAAGUGUCGCGAUGGCCUUUAGCUCUCUUAGAGUUCGAUAUUACAUGUUUUCCACCACAGGGUAUUAAGAGCCAAGCUUUAGCAGAUUUGCUCGCACAGUUCCCCGAGCAGAGGCAUGAGCCCCUUGACGACGCAUUGCCCCUUGAUGAGCUCCAGGUUUCCGCCAUUAAAGAUAGUCGCAGUGAGUGGCAACUCACUUUUGAUGGGUCUUCUACUAGCAAGGGAGGAUGGGCAGGUAUCGUCCUCACCUCGCCAACUCAGCAUGUCAUUGCGGCCUUCAAACUGGCUUUUCGCUAUUCUAACAACGAAGCCGAGUAUGAAGCACUCAUUCUUGGCCUUCUCGUAGCCCUUGACAAAGGCAUCUCAAGAUUAUGCGUAUGCGGGGACUCCAAGUUAGUUGUUAAGCAGGUAACAGGUGAGUAUACCAUACGCAAACCUUCGCUCGCAUCUUAUCGUACCAAUAUUCAAAGGCUCCUCGCUAGAUUCUCCUCCAUUCGGUUCUUGUAUGUACCUCGUUCCAAUAAUAGGUACCCAGAUGCACUUGCAACGUUAGCCUCUAAACUAACAAUUGUAGAUGAUAUGACUCAGAUCCGCAUCACCAAGCGCAUUGGUCCGACUACCAUCACUGAGCUUUUCCCGGCCCAAACUGUUCCCGACAAUGACUGGCGAGCCCCAAUCAUUAGUCAGCUCAAGCAGUGGACAUGA